GUCCCGAUGUCAAAACUCAGGCCACCAGUGCUGAUGGCAGGAUGAUCCUCAGCUGCAACAUGACUAAGGCUGACACCUCCAUCGGGGGUCACAAGUGGAUGCAGGGGGACAAGGUACUGCUGGAGGACAAGGAGCCGAGCACUUUCACCAAUUACACGAUCGAGGGGAAGAAGGAAGAGCACUCUGGCAUCUACGAGUGUGUGUACAAAACAAUCCCAGAGAUAAAAGGCGAAGUGCAUGUUGAAGUUCUACCCCAGGUGGUGGCGUACAAGAAGUCUGAGCAUGGGAAUGAGGGGGACACAGGCGUGCUGACCUGCAAGAAUCCCUCUUUCCCCCCCGUUGUCACUUGGGCCUGGUACAAAAACCGAGAGGUGAGCCCCAUCAUCAAUGGCUCUGGUCGAUACAUCGUGAAGUCCAGUGGCAACAAGACAGAGCUCCGCAUUCUUAAGCUGAAUAUCGAGGAGGAUAUGGGUGACUACCACUGCAACGGCACCAACGCGAUUGGCUCUGGCGGUGCGGUGGUGAACCUGCGUGUGCGCAGCCGCCUGGCAGCACUCUGGCCCUUCCUGGGCAUUGUGGCAGAAGUCCUCGUUCUUGUCACCAUCAUCUUCAUCUAUGAGAAGAGGAGGAAGCCAGAUGAGGUUCUGGAUG
Messenger RNA from Apaloderma vittatum (bar-tailed trogon), 651 nucleotides. It is a transcript of the gene BSG, whose product is annotated as basigin (Ok blood group). The record is from RefSeq and is a predicted model, not a curated record. The transcript has 4 exons. Gene Ontology annotation, cellular component: cell-cell junction. The annotation marks the transcript as partial. Gene Ontology annotation, biological process: cell-cell adhesion. Gene Ontology annotation, molecular function: cell adhesion molecule binding. Lineage: Eukaryota; Metazoa; Chordata; Aves; Trogoniformes; Trogonidae.